Molecule: messenger RNA, 1040 nt
Organism: Drosophila novamexicana
Lineage: Eukaryota; Metazoa; Arthropoda; Insecta; Diptera; Drosophilidae
Product: probable palmitoyltransferase ZDHHC24
Exons: 2
Coding region: 177-1019 (280 amino acids)
Biological process (GO): peptidyl-L-cysteine S-palmitoylation; protein targeting to membrane
Cellular component (GO): Golgi apparatus; endoplasmic reticulum
Molecular function (GO): protein-cysteine S-palmitoyltransferase activity
Source: RefSeq, a predicted model, not a curated record
CAAAAAUCACUGCGCUCGCUGCAAUCGGAUAUCUCCCACGCAUAAAACGAUAAGCGAUAUUAAAUACUAUCGAUAACACCACAUACGAUAUUUAUUUAUUGAAACAAGUACACCACUGCAUUCUAAAACAAAUUUCGAAAGUUUAAAAAAAAUUAGCUUAGUUUAGUGAAAUUAAGAUGAUAUUGCGCCCAUUGGAACGGGCUUUUUUGCCACGUUCCACAGGCGACGGAGCAUGCUUCCUGCUAAUUGCAAUAUGUGUGCCGCUUACGUACAUGUUUCAAGUCACAGUUAUAAUGCCGGAACUCCACGACGUGGGCAGCUUUUGGUAUACAGCAGUGUGGCUCGCCGGCAUUUUUUUGGUCUUUAAUAUAACGUCAAAUAUGCUGGCCUGCAUGCUGGUGGAUACCUCAAUUAAAUUGCAUAUCCUUAAGCCGCCUGUGGAUUCUCAUCUACUGAGCCGUUGGCAUAUGUGCGAUGCCUGUCAGACGCUUGUGCCACCACGUUCCUGGCACUGUGAGAUCUGUAAUGUGUGCGUCUUGAAGCGGGAUCAUCAUUGCCGUUUCACCUGCUGCUGUAUUGGCCAUCAUAAUUACCGAUAUUUCUUCUAUUUUUUGCUGUACAUGGGUCUGGGUGCCCUCUAUGUGAGCAUCAAUGCCAGCAUUUAUCUGUGGUAUCUGCACGCCGACUAUUACUGGCGUCCGUACACACUGCUCACCGUCUUUGUGCCUGCCUUGAGCCUGACCGUGCACGCCAGCUGGGAGAACUUUUAUGUGGUACUCUAUGAGUUGAAUUUAUUGGCAUUUUGUAUGUGCACAUUGCUGCUCGUUUAUCAUCGGCCCAUCUUUCAGCGCGGCGCCGUCAUGAAGGAGCGCUCGACCAGCAAAUAUGAUCUUGGCCUGCGCGCCAACAUGGAAAUGGUGCUGGGCAAGCGCAUGCACCUGACCUGGAUAUCGCCGUUUGUGCGCAGCGAGCUGCCGCACGACGGCGUCAACUGGGAGCCCGCGACGAAAGAGGAAUGAAUCUUAUUGUACUUUGAUACU